CUUGCGGAUGGUUGGCAACACUGCCCGGGGGAACACACACAGCCGGUUGUCAGAAUUUACGUUUUUAUUUUUACGCUUGUGUUACGGCAACAAAGUCGCCUGAUAUCUGCAUCUGGAACUCUGGGUCUGGGUCUGGUGAAAUCCCCCUCGUCAGACGGCAGUCAGUAAUAGUGCCGCCCUUUAUUGGACUUUUAUCUCAAGUGCGCGAUUAGAUUUGGAGCAGAAACUUGGAUCGCAGAUCGACGGAGGCAUAAGGAAUAAACAUAGUGUCAUGAAUUCCAUCCUGAUUACCGGCUGCAAUCGAGGUCUGGGGUUGGGAUUGGUAAAGGCCCUUGUCAGUCUUCCCCAGCCGCCGCAGCAUCUCUUUACCACUUGCCGCAAUCGCGAACAGGCCAAGGAGCUGGAGGAUCUGGCCAAGAACCACUCAAAUAUCCACAUCCUGGAGAUUGAUCUUAGAAACUUUGAGGCCUACGACAAGCUAAUUGCCGACAUCGAUGGCGUGACCCAGGAGCAAGGCCUCAAUGUGCUCUUCAACAACGCCGGCAUAGCGCCCAAAUCGGCGAGGAUAACGGCCGUGCGUUCGCAGGAGCUGAUGGACUCUUUGCAGACCAACACGGUGGUGCCCAUUAUGCUGGCCAAGGCCUGCCUGCCGCUGCUGAAGAAGGCGGCCAAGGCGAACGAGUCGCAGCCGAUGGGCGUGGCACGUGCCGCCAUCAUCAACAUGUCUUCGAUCCUGGGCUCCAUUCAGGCCAACACCGAUGGUGGGAUGUAUGCCUAUCGCACUUCAAAGUCGGCUCUAAAUGCGGCCACCAAGUCGCUGAGCGUCGAUCUAUAUCCGCAGCGCAUCAUGUGCGUUAGCCUGCAUCCGGGCUGGGUGAAGACCGACAUGGGUGGCGCCAAUGCGCCCCUGGAUGUGCCCACCAGCACGGGUCAGAUUGUGCAGACCAUCAGCCAGCUGGGCGAGAAGCAGAACGGCGGCUUUGUCAACUACGAUGGCACUCCGUUGGCCUGGUAAGGAACGACAAUGCCUGUUUUAGCUGCAUUUCGCUUCUGUUUGUUAAUUGUUGUUGAAUAAAUUUGGCUCUUAUGCCAAGGGUGCUACAAAAUUUAA
Molecule: messenger RNA, 1111 nt
Organism: Drosophila suzukii
Lineage: Eukaryota; Metazoa; Arthropoda; Insecta; Diptera; Drosophilidae
Gene: sni
Product: SDR family oxidoreductase sniffer
Cellular component (GO): cytoplasm
Molecular function (GO): carbonyl reductase (NADPH) activity
Source: RefSeq, a predicted model, not a curated record